UAUAAAGAAACCCAAUAGGAUUUCCUUAACUGAUCCUAUUAGACACGCUGUAGGUUUCAUAAACAGAUAAUUCUAGCUAGGAUGAGAACAGUUCGUGUUGGACUAUACGUUCCAGUGGACGGGGGUUGUAAAAAAUUCUGAAAUUUCGCUAUAGAAACAUGUCAUCGCAAGGUCCACUAAAGCUGGAUUCUUUUCCCGAUCCCGGGGACAGAUUUAAAUUGGAGGAGGUAAUUCGAGUUGGCUGUUUCGGAAAAACGUACAUAGCCAAAGAUACCGAAGCCUCAGAUAAACAAGUUGUCGUCAAAAUCCAAGAAAUAACGCCCUAUAAUGAGAAGUAUCUGAAGGAUGAAUAUAAACUUCUGCGAGACGUAUCAAGUCAUCCAAAUAUCGUGGAUUUCUACGGGAUUUACUGUCUCAAAAACGAACUUAUGCUAGUAACAGAGUACUGUGAAGGUGGUAAUGUUCUGGAUAUGGUGAAUGAGUUAUUGUCCAAGAACAGAUGUAUGAGGGAAGAACAUAUAGCUCAUAUUUUGAAGGAGGUCAUAAAGGCUGUUAGCUACCUCCACGAAAAGCAUAUAAUCCACAGGGACCUAAGGGCUUCCAACAUAUUCAUCACAAAAAACGGGGAGGUGAAGGUUGCAGGAUUUGGAUUGUGCAUCACACUGGCUAGCACUUUCGGAAGGAGCAGUUCAGCUAUAGGAUCCCCAGCUUGGAUGGCCCCAGAAUCCAUCCAAGCAACCAAUGGAGAUGAAAUCAGUUAUGACAACAGAUACGACGUAUGGUCCCUGGGGAUGACAGCUAUAGAACUAGGAGAUGGAAAGACGCCCUUCAAGGAUAUGCAUCCAACCAGGAUUCUAUUUCAUGUCGUUAGAAAUCCACCGCCAACAUUAUAUAGGACCUCUAAUUGGUCUGAAAAUUACAAUGAUUUUGUGGCUGAGUGCUUAGUGAAGAAUCCUGAACACCGGCCUUACAUGGCUGAGCUAUUGGGACAUCCCUUCUUGGAAGAAGUCCCAGAAAAUAACUACCACCUGACGACGGAAUUGUUGAGUUUACUCGAUUCUACGGUGAAAACCGAAACGCCACAGGAUGAUGUACAUGUCUUGAACAACGUUUUGUGGGAAGGAGAGAUAAGAAAUGAGGAGCCGAUGUAUGUCGAAGAUCUUGCCGCUCUAGAUGACUGCGAAGAAAAAAACGUUUUAUCCCAUAUCGAAAGGAGGUUCAACGACGGAAAAUAUCAGACUUUUGUUGGAGAAAUACUGAUAACUCUGAAUCCUAAUGUUGAAGAGAAUAUAUACACUGAUGAGCACCACGCCAGAUAUAAGAUGAAAUCCAAAUCAGACAAUAUUCCUCACAUUUAUGCUAUAGCGGAUAGUGCCUACCAAAACGCUCUACAUCAUGUUGUGCCUCAAAAAAUAAUCCUGUCUGGAGAAAGCGGUUCUGGAAAAACGAAAAAUUUUCUGAAUCUCAUCGAUCACCUUCUUUUUAUCGGCCACAACAUGAACAUACAGAUGUCGAGGAUCAGAAGUGCAAUUGAUCUUAUACACGCUUUCACACAUGCUUCCACACCUUAUAAUGACUUUUCUACUAGAUGUGUACUGAGAACUGAUUUGUCUUAUGGAAGAACUGGGAAAGUUACAGGGGCAUCCUUUCUUGUUAAUCUGUUGGAGAAAACCAGAGUUUCCAGCACUGAUAUGCACCAAGCGAACUUCAACAUAUUCUACUACGUAUAUGACGGAUUAGUGAAUGAAGAUCUGGCAGAAGACUACAAGCUAGACUCCAACAGAGGCUACAGAUACCUAAGAGUUCUGGAGGAAGAGAGGGCCGAGAGACCAAGAGUCGCAAUCGAGAAGAAUAUCCUCAAAUUCAACAAAAUCAAGGACAUACUCCGAGAAUUCGAAUUCACGAAUGAGGAGAGAGAGGCCAUUUUCAAAAGCCUUUCGGCCAUCUUGAUUCUUGGAGAGGUGAGAUUUCAGGAGCGAGAAGAUGAAAGGGCAGAAAUUUCCAAUAUUGAAACAGCGAAGACUGUCGCGCAACUGCUGGAUACGAAUGAGAAGAAAUUUUGCUGGGCCCUAACCAACUAUUGUCUGCUCAAGGAUGGAGCUGUAGUGUCGAGGAAGAAUACCUGCGACGAGGCUAGGGAUACAAGGGAUGUUUUGGCUAAUAACAUUUAUUCUAGAUUAGUUGACUACGUUGUGGCUCGCAUCAACCAGAAACUUGUACUUGGGAAAGCCAUCUUCGGUGAGAAAUACCUCAUCCAGCUACUGGACUACUCGGGAUUCGAAUGUUUCAAAACCAACGAGCUUUGGCAACUCUUCAUCAAUAUUUUCAACGAGCAAAUGCAGCACUAUUAUGUACAGAGAAUUUUCAAGUGGGAGAUGGCAGAUUUGAACGAAGAUAAUAUUGAAUACGAACCUAUAACGUUUUAUAACAACCAGAAGGUACUGGACACAUUGCUAGGGAGGAGUGACGGCAUUUUUAGCAUAAUAGGCCAAGCUUCCAAGUUGGAAUAUAACGGAAAAUAUAUAACAGAAUUUAUAUCGAACAUGGAUUGUGGACAUAUCACAACGUCUAAACACAUGGAAUUCUCAAUAAGUCACUAUACAGGGACACUCAACUAUAAUGCCAAGGAAAUGCCUGAUAAAAAUAGGGAUUUCCUACCUCCAGAAAUCAUAGAAACUAUGAGAUCUUCCAACAAUUCCAUCGUGAAGACCUUAUUCUCUGGAAAAUUGAACAAGUGUGGAAAUUUAAUCCUUGAAUUCGAAGAAGAAAUUGUUUCACAAGCUACGUUAUCUCCGACAGAUCCCCAGAAGGGUAUCAAUGCCAACAAAUUUUCGCAGUCGAAGAAACUGAGGACUUUGGCCACCAUCUUCAAGGCUGUGUGUCUAGAAACCUUGACUGCUCUGUCUACGGGUAGUACAUCUGGUGGGACCCAUUUCGUGAGGUGCAUCAAGACGAAUUUGAAAGCGAAACCAAAUCAUUUCUGCAGAGAACUGGUGAAGCAACAGAUUAGGGCUAUGGCUAUUCCUCAAACAGCUAAAAUUCGCAAAGAAGGCUACGCCUACAGAAUUCAGUUCGCAGAGUUCUUGAAAAGAUAUCAGUUUCUGGCAUUUGACUUCGACGAGAAUGUAGAAAUAACACCGGAUAACUGUCGACUUCUCCUCAUAAGGCUAAAAAUGGAAGGCUGGUUGAUAGGCAAAAAAAGAGUUUUCCUCAAGUAUUACAACGAAGAAUACCUGUCGAGGUUAUACGAGUAUCAAGUUAAGAAAAUUAUCAAAAUCCAGAGCAUUCUCAGAGGAUUUCUGGCCAAAUGUCGAAUGAAGAAGAACAGCGGCAGAUCAGGAAAAGAAGGGGCAGGAGAGCCAACCGACCAAGCUGAGCUGACCGAAGAAGAAGCUGCACAAGUAAUACAAAAAGCAUAUAGGAGACGGGCCAAAAAAGAUCAAACUGACGAAGGCGGUUCAAAAUCCGGCAAGGAUUUCAAGCUGAUGAAAAAAUAUGGAAUGAGAUGGAAAAGGAGUAGUUUUCUUCAUUUGUUGUUCAAAAUGAAAUCAAAAAAAAUUUUCGAUACCUUCAAUUUGAGCAUACAGACCUUCAUCUUCAACCAAAAUGCUAUGGCUAAUUUAGACUCGAUUGCGUCUGAAACUGUUGAUUUGUCCGAUAUCGAUACCAAUUGUACCAAACCUCCAUGGGCAGGGAAGUCGAAGCCACUGGUAAUGAAGAUCAAUUAUAAAUGGAAUGAAAUUCCAUUUCAUGAUACUUCAGAUAUGCUGCUGGAUAAAACCAGUUUAAGAUUAAUAGAAGAAUACACCGAGUCUUGGGAUAAGCCCUAUCACUGGAGGGGUCAUUCAAUGAUGGAACAUAAUGAAACACAAGACGAAAAAACCGAGGAAGCAAACGAAAAUCUAAUAAAUCUGCAAUUCAGCAGAAAUCCCGAGGAUAAAUUAGAAAAAUUGGAAGAUAGUGAAGAACAUGAAGUUAAGAUUCAACAAGUCGAAGAAUUGAAGAGAAUGAAGAACACUCGAAAUGAGAUAACCUACAAACAAUGUAAGAGUCCAAAAAAAGAGAAUAUCUCCAUAUCAAUGAAACCUUCCGGAUAUAAAAAUAACUAUAUUUUGGACAAUACCCAACCAGCUAAUAAAGAUUUCGAUUACAUCAAAGCCCCAGUACUGAGCAAAGUCAGGGGGCCUGAUCCUAUAGCUGAACUGAAAAGCAUCGGAAGAAGAGACAGUGCAAACGAUGACAGUCCGCCCUUCAAUUUUCAAGGAAUGUUGCGAAAGACGAAUUUCAAAAGGGAUUCGAUGAAAGCUGUUGUGAACGUUCGUCGUUUCUCUUUGAGAACUCAAGAACAAGACCAUUUGGCAAAACAAAAUGAAAUUAACCAGAAACAUGAACAUAUAUCCCUCGAACUUGGACCUCAGUUGCUUUUAGAGGGCACUUUAUAUGACAUUUAAUUCUUAUUGUUAGUAACAUUAGACUAAUAUCAAUAAAUAUUUCAGUCAG
Coccinella septempunctata (seven-spotted ladybird) is the source of this 4500-nucleotide messenger RNA. It is a transcript of the gene ninaC, whose product is annotated as neither inactivation nor afterpotential protein C. NCBI's taxonomy places the organism in Eukaryota, Metazoa, Arthropoda, Insecta, Coleoptera, Coccinellidae. The record is from RefSeq and is a predicted model, not a curated record. Gene Ontology annotation, cellular component: myosin complex. The coding region runs from base 159 to 4451 and encodes 1430 amino acids. Gene Ontology annotation, molecular function: cytoskeletal motor activity; protein tyrosine kinase activity; protein binding. The transcript has 16 exons. Gene Ontology annotation, biological process: protein phosphorylation.